Salvelinus namaycush (lake trout) is the source of this 4479-nucleotide messenger RNA. RefSeq names its product tRNA methyltransferase 44 homolog (gene trmt44). Gene Ontology annotation, biological process: tRNA methylation. The transcript is spliced from 11 exons. NCBI's taxonomy places the organism in Eukaryota, Metazoa, Chordata, Actinopteri, Salmoniformes, Salmonidae. The record is from RefSeq and is a predicted model, not a curated record. Gene Ontology annotation, molecular function: tRNA (uridine) methyltransferase activity; metal ion binding. The coding region runs from base 86 to 2017 and encodes 643 amino acids.
UAAAAGUUCCCGGAAGUAAUUUUGGUAAACACACGUUUGCAUUUUGUUAUGCUGUUGUGGCAUGCAAGUUACUAUUUUCUAAAUUAUGCCGAAACUCUUUGCGAUAACAUUUACAGACAAAUCUAAUACGGGAGGAUUUUGGUCUGCCAUUGAUGUUUGGAUAAAGAAACCACACGUUGUGAACAAACGUCUUUGUGGAGUCAAAGAGACACAGAGUAAGAAUGUUGGCUUUGAAGAACUUGGAAACAUUCUGCUAACUCAUGGAAGUGAUACUUCAGAGUCCAAGGAUGUUCUUACUUUCUUGAAUAGUGGCGUUGAACUCGAACAUGACAAGGAGAGACUGUGGUCUUUUUGUGUGAGGACAUUCAUUCCUAAAGUAAACUGUUAUGGCACAACUGUACAUAAAGAUAUUAUACUCAAAGACUUUAACACUCAAAGAGUAAGCUUCUUACCAGUUGAAGAGAGUGAGGAAGGGACUGCCUCUUUACGGAAGAACAACAUCUAUCAGAUACAUCUCCUGGCUGAGAAGAGUGAUGAAUGGACACUAGAGUUACAUCUCAUGCGGCCUGAUGACUGGUUCAGUGACGGGGUGGCCUACCCCAAACUGCCCUGGCUUGGUGGGGAGCUCCUGCCCAAACUGGUGCGUUGGGCCACGGAGAGUAAGACCAGUGAGUUCAAGAGCACGCUGUCUCUCCUGCCUGUAGAGAAGUACAGCAUCAUGUACCAACAGCUGAAAGACAAGUACAAGGAGAUGGUCAAGGUAUGGCCUGAAGUGACGGAUCCAGAGAAGUUUGUCUUUGAAGAUGUUGCCAUCGCUACCUAUCUUUUGGUCCUAUGGGGCGAGGAGCGAGCAGUGAAGGGUCUGACCGUCAAACAGUCCUUUGUGGAUCUUGGUUGUGGAAAUGGUCUCCUGGUUCACAUUCUAAGCAAUGAAGGGCACCCUGGAAAGGGCAUUGACGUGAGGAAAAGGAAGAUCUGGGAUAUGUACGGCCCCCAAACACAUCUAGAGGAAACGGCAAUCACUCCCAGUGAUGGCUUCUUAUUCCCGGGCACAGACUGGCUGAUUGGAAACCACUCGGACGAGCUCACACCGUGGAUCCCCGUUAUAGCGGCCAGGUCAUCUUUCUCCUGCCGGUAUUUUGUCCUGCCGUGCUGCUUCUUUGACUUCUAUGGGAAGUACCAGCGGAGACACUGUAAGAAGUCCCAGUAUAAGGAAUACAUUGACUUCAUCUCUGAGGUCAGCACAGCCUGUGGGUUCAACACAGAGGAGGACUGCCUGAGAAUCCCCUCCACAAAGCGGGUGUGUCUGGUAGGAAAGUCGAGGAGCUACCAGCUGUCGGAUGAGCCGCAGGCAGAGGAGUGUAGAGACAAGUAUAUACAGGGUCGUCAGACCUGCUCCGGGGUCACAGUUCGAGAGUCAAACGCCGAGGGUGAAGCCGAGCACCACCACGACCACUCAGAGACUGACAGGAUCCACGGCACCAACUGGGGAGCUGGAUUCCAGCCCCGAGAGAGGAUCGAGACAGUGCGGAACUGUGCCGCCCUUCCCCGGGACUUUGUAGAUGGUAUAGUCCUACGUGUGGCCACCUCUCUGCUGGGGUUGACCAAGGACGAAGGUGGGGAUGUCCCCGGCAGCUGGAACACGGGAGGAAGGCUGUCCGUGAGAGAGGUGGCUGAGUUGUUGGAGCAGGAGACUCUGCAGGUCCUGAAGAAAGAAUGUGGCGGUCUGCAGACCCUGCUCAAGAACAACCACCAGGUCUUCAGAGUGGAAGGUGGUAUGGUCCAUAUCCGGGACUGGCGGGUACAGGCCCAGAGGCCUAGAGGGCUGCAGGGUACCAGGGAUGUUUCUAAGCGGAAGCACCUAAUCUCUGGUGCCCUGAAGACCCGGGCCUGCUGGUUCCACGUCCACCACCCUCACGGAUGCCCACUGCAGGCCGAGGAGUGUGCCUUCGCCCAUGGCCCAGACGAUCUCCGACCUUCCACCAGACCACUCAAGAAAAUGAAGUACUCCAACUGAACGCUCAAUUCAGUUUGGACCAUUAUUGCAAUGUUUUAUUUCAAUUGUACUAGUUUUUUUUGUAUUUUUAUUUUUAGAUGUGGAGUUGAUGCUGUGAUAUGAUGCUACAAGAAUAGCUGUGACUAUCAGUCAUACAUACAUACAUACAUACAUACAUACAUACAUACAUACAUACAUACAUACAUACAUACAUACAUACAGUGCGGUCCAAAAUUAUUGACACCCUUAAUAAGGAUAAUUAAAAUACCCAGCUAUAUUGUAAGUGAAAAAAAUGAGGAAAGAGAUUUUGUUUAACAGUAAUACUUUAUUUUCUCAAAAGGUAGGGGUUGAAAUGAUUGACAUCUCUAAAGAUUCUUAUAAAUAAAGUAGGCAAAAGUUUAGUAUUUGGUCCCAUAAUCCUAGCACGCAAUGACUACAUCAAGCUUGUGACUCUACAAACGUGUUGGAAUGCGUUUACAGUUAGUUUUGGUUGUGUUUCAGAUUAUUUUGUGGCCAAUAGAAAUGAAUGUUAAAUAAUGUAUUGUGUCAUUUUGGAGUCACUUUUAUUGUAAAUAAGAAUCAAAUAUGGGACCAAAAACUAAACAUUUGACUACUUUAUUGAUAAGAAUCUUUUGGGGGUUUCAAUUUUGACCCCUACCUUUUUUCUCUGAGCAAUUGUAUUAGUAUAAAAUAAUAUAAUUUCCCAUUUUUUUAGGAUAAAAUACAGCUCAGUAUUUUAAUUAUUUAUUUUCCACAGUCAUUAUUGCUCAUCUUUAUCAGCAGGUGUCAAUAAUUUCAGACCCCACUGUAGAUACAUACUUGCGCUUGUAAUUAAUUCCACAUAUCGGAAUUUUGAGACCUAAAUCUGGUUAGAUAAGUACAUUUUAGUUUUUAGUAGUGGAGCUACUCUGCUAUUUGCUUUGCAGAUCUCAAAUAUAACAUCUCAAAUAUAAAAAAUACUGUCAUAUUGUUCUUACUACCACACCUUCAUUACUCAACUACAUACACAGAGGUGCUUUAAGGUCCAAAACGGAAGGACAUAUUGGCUUAAAACUGUAAAUGUCAGGGCCAUGAAUUAUUUGUUGCAUAGUGUUCAUGGGGUGUCCCGUGUGUUGCCCUCUGUGUCCCUGUUUUCCCUCCUGUGUUCCUUUAUCACCUGGGAUCGUGACCCCGUGGCUCAAAGGUCACAUAGAGGCAGUAGAGGGCCGCCGAGAGACCACCAUAGGGUCAGGAGCUGGGUCUACUGCAGAGGGGUCUCGGGGGGGGCUGUCAGUGCACUCUCUCCAUAGACAUCUACCUGUAUGUCUGUUAUGUCCUAAAACAUACAACACAUUAGUUUAUUUGUAUGUCAGCCAGAGGGCCAGUCUCUUUUUUAACUUUAGCUAUCCUUGGUUUGGCUACCUCCUCGUACCUAUGGCUGCAUCACAAUGAAGCACAAUUCCUCAGGUAUUAUUUGCUUAAAAAACAGUUUGCCAUGACAAGUUGUUUUUGGGUGUGAGAGAUUAUGCAUCAGCGCUGCAAGCUGACAACGAGCGUGAAGAGGCUUUGCAUCUACUUGACUUUCCAACACCGUCCUAUGGGAGGACACGUUAGUAUAUCUGUGAACCCACCCUGUGUUAUUUUCCCUGCCAUAGUAUCGAUAGCAUACAGAACUGAGCUUUGUCCUAUUUACUCUUCCUGGUCUGAAGGUGAUGAAUCCAUAACAUUCUGAGGUUUGUUCUAUGUUAGCAGGCUGACUGUUCCCCGAACCGCCUGAGGCCUCUGGCUGUGUCUGAAUAGUAAUGAAGAUAUACGAUUCAGUUUAAGAAUAGGAUGGGUUGUCCCUAAUGGGCCUGAUCUAAGGUCAGUUUUUCUGGAGCCGCGUGGACCGACGCGAACAAUACUGAAGGCCAAUGGCUGUGUAUUUUGAUAAAGAUGCACUCUAGCUAAGCAUAGGAAGAUGGAGAAACUCUAUCGACAGUUAAAGCUUUGACUCUGACAUUCUCCCUGUAGGUGAAGGAGCUCUCAUGAGAAUUAACUUCCUGGAAAGCCAGAGGGAGGGAGUUAUGCUGAAUUACGCUUCGUGGCCUAAAUCCAAUAGACAUGACGGACAUUGUAUUGGACCUGGGGGUGGAUGUGUGAAAGCUUAUAGCACUCAAGACCGAUGACUGUUUACAGUUCUACACCGACGAGUGUGCUUUAAUGACCUGAGCAAGCUACUAAGCCAUAGUGUCUCUUUCUCCAUCCAUCCCUCCCUUCCUCAUUUCCUCCCUGCACCUGGGAGAAAUCAAUCCUUUAAGAGCCCUGCCUGCGUUUCCACGUCUACUAAGAUCCAAACAGCCAAUCGACCCGCUGCCCCACAUUUCACCUGGCAAUGAGCGUGAAAUUAUCCAGGAAGUGACACACGCAUGGGGCAGCAAGUAGCCUAGUGUUUAGAGCGUUGGACUAGUAACCGAAAGGUUGCAAGCUCGAAUCCCCGAGCUGACAAGGUCAAAGUCUGUCGU